Mercenaria mercenaria is the source of this 2705-nucleotide messenger RNA. Its product is annotated as vacuolar protein sorting-associated protein 33B-like. The record is from RefSeq and is a predicted model, not a curated record. Bases 35 to 1864 code for a protein of 609 amino acids. Gene Ontology annotation, biological process: intracellular protein transport; vesicle-mediated transport. Gene Ontology annotation, cellular component: lysosome; CORVET complex. NCBI's taxonomy places the organism in Eukaryota, Metazoa, Mollusca, Bivalvia, Venerida, Veneridae. The transcript is spliced from 18 exons.
AAAUUUAGUAGUUUUAUGCCAGUAAACGAACAAAAUGGCGGCAGCUGGAAAUGAGAAACUUCCAGAUUUAAGAGAAAUAAGAAAUAAGUGUAGAAAUGACAUUGAACGAUGUUUAAAUGAGUUCCAGGGAAGAAAAGACAUUGUCCUGGAUCCCGAGUUAAUGAAACCACUAGAUAGAAUCACUGGAGGUGCUGCAUUUCUUAAGGAAAAUGGUGUUGAUAAAAUAUUCAAACUUGAUAGAGCAGACAAGCAGACAAAAUUAGUAGGAUGUGACAGACGUGUGUAUUUAGUGAAGGCAAAGAUAAAUAUCAUGAAGAUUAUAGCAGAUCAUAUUUCAAGUGAACAGUCCCGAGGUGAAUAUAGAAAGUACCGUAUCGUUAUGGUACCACGACGGUUAUUUUUGUGUGAGAUGAUUCUAGAACAGGAAGGAGUGUUAGGUCAUUGUGAACUAGACGAGGCUGACCUUAACCUAUUACCGUUGGAUACAGAUAUACUCUCUAUGGAAACACCAGAAUUCUUCAAAUCUUUCUACUUGGAUAAUGACAUGACAUUGUUACAGACAGUUAGUAAAUCUAUACAGACUAUUCAAGGAUUUAUGGGAGAAAUACCAAAUGUCUACUGCCUUGGCCGUGCUGGAAAGAUGUGUCAUGAGUUACUGAAGCAGAUGAGUGGUGGUGAUCGAUUGAUAGAACCAGAUUAUACCAGAUCUCAGAUAGGACAUAUGUUUCUUAUUGACAGAGGAAUAGACUUUGUGACACCCCUGUGUUCACAGGUGACUUAUGAAGGACUAUUAGAUGACAUGUUUGGUAUACAGUGUGGGUGUGUAGAGUUUGGAAAGGAUGUCACACAGAAAGAUCAACCAGUCAAAGUUCGCCUGAGCAGUGAGGAUGAGAUGUAUGAUGCUAUACGAUGUAGACACUUCACUAACGUGUUUGAUUUUCUGAAGAGCAAAGCCCAGGAUCUGCAGUCUGUAUCUGAUAAAAGGAAGAAUUUUACCAAAGUGAAGGAUAUGAAAGACUUUGUGGCAAAUGAUCUAAGAAAAUUGAAUCAGUCUAAAGCUAAUCUUACCUACCAUAUUGGAGCAUGUGAACAGAUAAUAAAGAAGAAAAACAAAGGAGAUUUUCAGGAGUAUAUGCAAACAGAACAUAGUCUUUUGGAGGGCACAGCAUUCCGAGAAAACUUAAAUUAUAUAGAAGAAUGCAUAAAUAAACAGAACCCUCUAAUGUCCAACUUGAAGCUGUUGUGUUUGAUGUCUCUAACAAAUGAUGGCAUUCCAGGCAGAGAAUAUAAGUCUUUGAAGACACAGUUUGUGCAGAGUCACGGAUUUGAGCAGGUAUUAACAUUCCAUAAUCUGAAGAAAGUUGGGUUACUACGGGAACAAGAAGUUACCUCUCAGUCUCUAGUGUCAGCUGGUGUUGCUGCCUUCACUAGAAAUAGUUCUUUUAAAAAUCUUCGUAAAAGACUUAAUUUGAUUCCAUCUGUUGAUGUGGAUUUACGAAGCCCCUGUGAUAUGUCAUAUGUGUUCAGUGGAGCAUAUUCACCACUAUCCUGUAAACUUGUUGAACAGGUAUUACAGAGGGAGGGAUUUCUAGGUAUGGAGGAGAUAACCAAACAUCUGCCUGGCAGUGUUCACUCAGAAGUUAAACUUCAAACACCUGGUAAAGGUACAAAAGGUAUGAGUAACCAGCCUGGACGUGCUGCCAGAGUUGUUCUUGUCUACUUUAUUGGUGGAUGUUCUUACUCUGAGAUAGCAGCUCUCCGGUUCCUUGGCAAACAAACAGGGUACAAGUUCAUUGUUGCUACCACAUCGAUAUUCAAUGGUAACACUAUGUUAGAGACAGUCAUAGAGAAACCAGCACUCUAGCUGCAGUGAGAUCAUUCCUGCAGAAAACUGUUCCUGGACAGGUGACAUCAGAACGAAAAAAUCAGACUUGAAAAAGAGGAAAGAGGGUUUAUAUUUUACUUAAAACAGUUUCUGUAGUUUUGCAUCACAUAUAUGAUAUUGACAAGAAAGAGGAAUUAGCUAUUGUGAUACUGUGAAAUCAUUUAAAUUCGCUGGCAUGAAAUUUCGCGCAAACAUGAAAAAGGACUGUUCCGCGUGGGCUUUGAUUCGUGCGUUUUCAAUUUAUAAAUGAAAAAAUGAAAUUGAAAAAUAAUAAUAGCACGGUCUUAAAUUCGCACAUUUCCUAGCGCGAAAUACGCGAAAAUUCGUCCUACGCGAAUAAAAUGAUUUCACAGUAGGAGAGGGAGAGAAAAGGUGCAAUAACUUAUUUAUUAUACUCCUACUUCAAAGAAGAGGGGGUAUAUUGUUUUGCUUGCUUAUCGUCUGUAAGUAGACAAAUUUGCUUCUGAUCAAUAACUGUUGAAUGCAAUGAAUCAGCUAGCUUGCCCUGAUAAGAAAUACUGGUACUGUUAAUAACAAUCUGUUUAUAUACAGGAAUAUUACUACUAUUUAUGUGUACUUAAUCUUAUUUGAAUGGGUAUUUAUUGUAAGCAAUCAAUUUGUAUGAAUGCCUUAAUAUAUUGUUAUAUUUCAUAAAUUGAACAAUUUAACAUUGUAAAUUAGAACAUAAUAAUGGUUUUCAUUUAAAGGGGAUUAUUGAAUAUGCAUCAAUAAUCCUUACUAGCCUGCAAUAUCUUUGUGGAUCUAUUGGUUUUAAGCUGUUAUAACCAGAUCAUCUUUUCUUUUUUUUACAUCUUCCCAC